CCUGGCGCAGGCGCGUGCAGUCAUUUGUUUUUGUGCUGCGCUGCUUGUGCACAGAGCAACAUGGCGACGUCCCUGAUCUGUGGCCGGUUGUCCGCUGGACUGAGGAAUUCCGGCUCCAGGACGACUUUAAGCUCAGCAGCUAAGGUGCUUGGCGGGACAUCGGGUCUGUUUAGUAAUCAUGGGACCCAGUCGUCUCCAAUGCUGUCUGUGCAGCAGCAGAGGAACCUCUCCCUGCAUGAAUACAUGAGCAUCGGGCUGCUGAAGGAAGCGGGCAUCUCUGUGCCCGCAGGUUUGGUUGCCAGCUCGCCUGAUGAGGCUUAUGCCGUUGCCAAGCAGAUCGGCUCUAAAGACCUGGUGGUGAAAGCCCAAGUGUUGGCAGGUGGUCGAGGCAAAGGCUCUUUUGAGGGAGGAUUGAAAGGCGGUGUCAGAAUCGUUUACUCGCCAGAGGAAGCGAGAGAUAUCUCCUCAAAGAUGAUUGGCAAGAAGCUGUUCACUAAGCAGACCGGAGAGGCAGGGCGGAUCUGUAACCAGGUGUUUAUCUGCGAGCGCAGAUACCCACGCAGAGAGUAUUAUUUUGCCAUCACCAUGGAGAGGUCCUUCCAGGGGCCUGUGCUGAUUGGCAGUUCUCAGGGGGGUGUGAACAUUGAGGAUGUGGCUGCAGAGAAUCCUGAUGCUAUUGUGAAAGAACCUAUUGAUAUCGUGCAGGGAAUAAAGAUGGAUCAGGCUAUUAAGGUGGCAGAGAAGAUGGGUUUCCCCCCUGCAUUGAUCAAUGAAGCUGCAGAAAACAUGUUGAAACUUUAUGAUGUGUUCAUCAAGUAUGAUGCAUCUAUGGUGGAGAUCAACCCAAUGGUGGAGGAUUCCUCUGGCAUUGUGAUGUGUAUGGACGCUAAGAUCAACUUUGACUCAAACGCUGCCUAUAGACAGAAGAAAGUGUUCGACAUGCGAGACUGGACCCAGGAGGAUGUCAGAGACAGACAGGCAGCCAAAGCAGACCUCAACUACAUCGGCCUAGAUGGCACUAUUGGCUGUCUGGUCAAUGGGGCUGGACUUGCUAUGGCCACCAUGGACAUCAUUAAACUACAUGGUGGAACCCCUGCUAACUUCCUGGAUGUUGGAGGUGGAGCGACUGCACAGCAGGUGACGGAGGCCUUCAAGCUCAUCACCUCUGAUAAAAAGGUCCAAGCUAUUUUGGUGAACAUCUUUGGUGGCAUCAUGCGGUGUGAUGUCAUCGCACAAGGCAUUAUCAUGGCUGUCACUGACUUAGAACUGAAAAUCCCCAUCGUAGUGCGGUUACAAGGAACAAGAGUGGACGAUGCCAAGGCUCUGAUCGCUGCCAGCCCUCUGAAGAUCCUGGCCUGCGAUGAUCUGGACGAGGCGGCCAAAAUGGUUGUAAAGCUUUCUGAAAUUGUUUCGCUGGCCAAAGAGGCCCAGGUUGAUGUCAAGUUCCAGCUGCCCAUCUAACAGAGCAAGCCUACAAGCCACAUCACUAUUCUCACCAUCUUAUAUGAACUAAAUCUAACACACUUGAGCUUGUCUAGUUUCAGAUCUCCACAACCCCGUGUCCUGGUCAAACUUCUGUCAUCUCUUGUUUGUGUCUCUCUGCGGUUCCCCAUUCCUUCUGUGUCAUGAGUGCUUUCAUAUUGUAAAAGCACAUGUGUAUCUGCAUGGUGCAACUUUCAUUUCAUGCAAAUCAACCUCACCCAGUGCAGAGCCCAUCAAACCAAUCCACUAACAUACUACUGUUGGGUUUUUUGGUUCCAUUGGUUUAGAUCAGGUCAGUGUUACUGCCUACUCUCGUUUGUUUCAUCAAUGUUAUUGUUUGUUUGAGUUCUUAAGUGGAGGAUGUAUUUAUGUGGAACUGUAUUUAUACUGUUGAAAUGUACUUGGAGAUCCGGCUCUUUGGAUAAGAAUGUCUCGGACAAACUGAUCUUAACUUUUGCCACAUAUAUAUACACACACACAGUAUCGUUAAAAGACAAUCCCACCCCCUCUUUCUUUACCCUUCCUCCCUCCCUUCCUUCAUUCUGUUUCCCGGGGGGGAAUGAGUGUCGCUGCAGGAUGUCUUCGCUGUUCUCCUGAAGAGAAAUGCACCAUUUCCCUUUUAAGUAAACGCACAAGCACUCACAGGGAAUGUGUGUUAUUGGUGUUCUCUCAGUUUGACAUGGAGCCACCGGUGCAGCGGCUGCAGAAAAGAAUAAAAAUACUGAAGUGUCUCAGAGGAUGAUGUUUGAUUCCACUCAAAGGCUCUGUCACUGUCUAUUUUUGAAAUGUAGAACAUGUACUUCUUUGGCAAAGUAAGUCCCUUGAAUCAUCUUUCAUGUUAGAGUGGGUCCUGUAGUGAGAAUUCAACUUUCUAUAAAGAAAAGUGCUCUGAAUGUGGCAGCUCACAGUUUGAGGUCUGUAAUACCUCAAUCAUCCAUUAGCAUUCCUGUUCAUCUCAAUGGCAGAUGCCUAGCUGGUACAGGACUUCCCGAAAGUAUGUGAUAUAUGAUUUAUUUUUCCUAUAUUAGAUUUGUGUCUAAAACUGAACUUGGUAAAAUUGCAAAUGACUUGCUUCUUGCUCCUAAAUAAGGCUGCAUUUCACUGUUUAGAUUGAUUUUAGUGCAGUGCUUGACAUCAUAAAUCAUGACAUACUGUUAGAUAGAUUACAGAAUAACAUUGGUAUUCAGGAACAGGCAUUAGAUCAGGGUCUAAAAACAGAGUUCCUGGUGGGCUACAGCCCUGCAGUGUUUAGUGUCCGGUAAUUAAGCCCUUCAGGCCUGUUUGCAAACUACAUGGUAUAUGUGUUGGAUCAGAGUUCAGACUAAACUCUGCAAGGCUUGUCCCUCCAGGAAUUGGGUUGUUUAGAUCCUACCUGUCCUACACUUACUAUUUUGUCUCUGUAAAUUAGUAAGCAUGUAACCUUACAGUGUUUAAAAAUGAAGUGCAGCAAGGAUCUGUGUUAGGCCCUCUGCUGUUUUCAUAUAUAUGCUUAAAGAUGAUUAAAAUCAAAUAGAUGCAAAUAGUUAAUAAAAUAUGCCUAUAUUUAUUUUUUAAUGAAUUUAUUUUGAGUGCAGUAAUCUUGCCUUUUCUUAUGCAUCACAUUAAGUUUAUUCAUUUAUGCAAAUCUGUAAUACAAUUGUGUGAGACAAUUUAUUUGUUGCUUUCAAAACUGUUGUUUUUUUGUUCAACAGUACAGGUGCUUUUGAAAGCCCAAAAGUAACUGUACUGUACAAAGAUAGAAAGAUAUGUUCUGUAGACAGACAGUUUAGAUACCGCAUCUUCCAGCAUCCUAAAAGGAUCAUGCUAGCUAAAUUUAUGUUGUGCUAUAGCUCAGGUUAAUAUAGCAAAUAUUAGUCGACUGAUAAAUCCACUUCUGUUACAAUGUAUUAUUAGUGCUGACAUGAAAUGUCUUUAAAAUGCACUGUUCAGAUAAGUGCUUAAGUUGGGAUGAGUUUGGCUUCAGGCUGCCUGUUUCAAAUGAUUCAUGCUUUAAAUAAAUUAAAACGAUACA
Messenger RNA from Carassius auratus (goldfish), 3493 nucleotides. Its product is annotated as succinate--CoA ligase [ADP-forming] subunit beta, mitochondrial-like. NCBI's taxonomy places the organism in Eukaryota, Metazoa, Chordata, Actinopteri, Cypriniformes, Cyprinidae. The transcript has 11 exons. Gene Ontology annotation, cellular component: succinate-CoA ligase complex; mitochondrion. Gene Ontology annotation, biological process: tricarboxylic acid cycle; succinyl-CoA metabolic process. Gene Ontology annotation, molecular function: succinate-CoA ligase (ADP-forming) activity; ATP binding. The coding region runs from base 61 to 1461 and encodes 466 amino acids. The record is from RefSeq and is a predicted model, not a curated record.